Messenger RNA from Phoenix dactylifera (date palm), 2131 nucleotides. Lineage: Eukaryota; Viridiplantae; Streptophyta; Magnoliopsida; Arecales; Arecaceae. The record is from RefSeq and is a predicted model, not a curated record.
AAAUCAUAACUUAAACUACAUAAAAAUUCCCAAACUAAAAAAAUCCCUCGGAAUCUGAGACCUCCCAAAAUAUCCAACCCACCCACCUUCAUCGAUCGAUCAAACCCUAAUAAUUCCUCAACCAUCCUUCUCACCGCGGAUGGGGGAAGAAGCCGAUUCCAAGGACUGCGACAUGGUGGCCGGAGACGGCGAAGGAGACGAGGGGCGAGUCCUCGAGUGGGAGGUCGGCCUCCCGAGCGCCGACGACCUCAUCCCGUUGUCCCAGUCCCUGAUCUCGCCGGAUCUCGCCUAUGCCUUCAGCAUCGCGCCGGAGCCCGCCCGCACCUUGCUCGACGUCCACCGCGCCUCCCAGAGCACCGUCUCCAGCCUCCGUCGCCACCCCACCUCCUCCUCGGCUGCCGCUGCCCUCAAUUUCUUCUCUCCCUUCCCUUCUCUCUCCUCCGUUGUCGCCGAUGACCCCGUCGUCCUCGAUGGCGAAGGAGACGACGCCGAGGAUGGAACCACCGCCACCGUGUCUACCGCCGGCGAAUCCUCCUGCGUCCCUCCGGAGAAUUCCGGCGACGACCACUCCAGCCGGUCCCUGAAGCGGCCCCGCCUGGUCUGGACCGCGCAGCUCCACAAGAGGUUCAUCGACGUUGUCUCGCAUCUGGGGAUCAAAAACGCGGUGCCGAAAACCAUCAUGCAGCUGAUGAACGUGGACGGGCUGACGAGGGAGAACGUCGCGAGCCAUCUCCAGAAGUACAGGCUCUACCGGAAGAGGAUGGAGGGGAUUCCCGGCGUGGGCCUGCCCCCGUCCGACCAUUUUCCUCACGAGCCUCCGUCACAGACGCUGAUGCCGAUGCCAUAUGGUGUCCCGCCGCCGCCGGUCCCGAUGCCGGUCUUCGGCAUUUCAUUCCACCCCGGACAUAGCGGUGCCAAGGAGAUGAUGCCGGUCGUUAGCCGACACCAGGCCGCUGGGGCUUAUCAUGGAUUUGUUUCGCAUCAUCCGAAUGGAGGAGCGAUUGGGGACCAGCAGGGGGACUGGUCUGCUGGGAACAAGUCUGGUGUUGAUGCUGGUCUCUGCUUCAGGUCCCAACAGGCUUGAAGAGUCAUCAUAGGCGAAACUGUAAGCUCGCGGGCAUAUGGACUUGAAGAUAUGGGAGAAAAGCGUCGGCUUGCAACUCCUUGGAGAGCCAUAGUUCCCAGUGCAGCAGUACUCAUCUUUCUGCAGAGCCAAGCAUGCGCUCUUGCAUCCCACCACCUUCCCCUGCUUCAGCACUGCAAAGUUUGAAGGACAGAUCAUAUUCAAGUCCACCUCACAGCCUGCCACACCGCACCCGAUCCCUCCACCAAUCGGGGACAUUGUGACUGGAAGAUUGAAGCCGUCGACCAAACUCACGUCAUAGUAGUGAAGGGGGGAUUUGGCAGUUCCGAAUGUCAUCUCGACAACCGUGCUGGGUGGCGUGCUGCCUACGCCCUUGCAAAGCAGUGCGCCGCUGCAGUCCCCAGUGUCACAGAAGCCUUUCCCUUGUUCAUCAAAGAAACAGCCUUGCCUGCCCCAUAUCCUGCCUGACCAUCCAGUGGGCACCGGAAAGACUGCUUCCUCGCCGACGCCGAGGUGGAAGCCACCGUCUUCUGGGGAGGGGUUGCCUGAGCUGCCAAGAAUGCCGGGCCACACACUGUGGUUGCAGUUGUUUACCACAAUGAUUUGGAUCUCACCUGCAACUGAGGAGAAACACAAUUGAAUUAGAUACUACAGCUGUGAGCAUGCAAUCAAAGGUUUUGUUGAUCCGAGUCUUACAUGAUAGAGAGAUGGAGAGGCAGAGGCAGAGGAAGAAGAGAUGUGAGCUGGAAGCUGGCAUUUUUCUCCCUCUUUGAUUUUCUGAAGUUAUGGUAUGAUAUGGAUCUUAUAUUAGCCUGGAAGCUGAUUUCGUUAUCAUGAAGCAUGCUACAACUGCCUUAACGGUUUUAUAAAGUGGACAGGCAUGUUCCUAUACUACCAUUGCGCUUGCUUUUCCUUUCGUUCUUUAAUUAUUUAUUUUCUUACUUUUACUUUCAACUUUUCCCCCAGUUUUAAGCUUUGCAUAUAUUCCUUGCUUGGGGUUGGGUUUGGGUUUGUUACCUCUAUGGUUCUCGGUAUAUGAAGUAAAAG